AUGACGGCGCAACACCCACGCCGGAUCGUGGUGGUGGGCAGCGGGCUGGCGGGCACCGCGGCGGCGCUGGCGGCGGCAGAGUCGGCGGGGCCCGACGUGGAGGUGGUGGUGCUGGAGAAGGAGGCCCGGGCGGGGGGCAACAGCAUGAAGGCAUCCAGCGGCAUCAACGCCCUCACACCCGACCAGGGAGACGCCGCCGAGGCGUUCCGCGAGGACACCCUCAGGAGCGGCGGCGGCCUGAGCGCCCCCGAGCUGGUGGACACACUGGUGGGCGACAGCCAGGAGGCGGUGGGGUGGCUGGAGUCGCAGGGCAUCGAGCUGAGCGGCAGGGUGCAGCUGGGGGGGCACACCCGCAAGCGCACGCGCACCAGCACCCGGGGCCCGGUCGGCUUCUCCAUCAUGAGGGCGCUGCUGGAGCGGCAGGCGGGGGACAGCAGGGUCAGGGUGGUGACGGGGGCCAAGGUGGAGUCGCUGCUGCACCAGGACGGCCGGGUGGAGGGUGUGGCGUAUGUGGCAGACGACGGCAGCCAGCAGCGCCUGGAGGCCAGCGCGGUGGUACUGGCCACGGGCGGCUUUGGCGCCAGCGGCGAGCUGCUGAGGAAGUAUGCGCCGCAGGCCGCGGAGCUGCCCACCACCAACGGGGCGUGGGCGCAAGGGGAGGGGCUGGCGCUGGCACAGGCUGCAGGCGCCAGCCUGCUUCACCUGGAUCGGGUGCAGGUGCACCCCACCGGCUUUGUCGACCCCGCAGACCCGGCCAGCGGCACCAAGUUCCUGGCUCCCGAGAAGCUGCGGGGCGUGGGCGGCAUUCUGGUGAGCCCCGAGGGCCGCCGCUUUGUGGAUGAGCUGACGACCCGCGACAAGGCCAUCCUGCAGCAGCCCCACCGUCAGGCGUUCCUGCUGCUGGGCUCCGACGCCGCGCAGCAGUUUGGCCCCGCCCUGGGCUUCUACGUCUCCAAGAGCCUGUUCACCAGGCAUGACAGCCUGGCCGCCGCCGCGGAGCACAUGGGCGCAGCGCCAGAGGUGCUGGUGGCUGAGGUGGAGGCCUACAAUGCGGCGGCGGCAGAGGGGCGCGAUGCCCACGGCAAGACGGUGUUCCCCACCACCAUCGACCCGCAGGCCGCGGUGCAUGUGGCCCGCAUCACUCCCGUGGUGCACUACACGAUGGGUGGCGUGGCCAUCAGCCGCGAGGCUCAGGCGCUGGACGCGAGCGGGGUGCCGGUGCCGGGGCUGUUUGCGGCGGGCGAGGUGGCGGGCGGCCUGCACGGCGCCAACCGCCUGGGCGGCAACAGCCUGCUGGAGUGUGUGGUGUUUGGGCGGCGGGCGGGGCGCAACGCAGCCGCCUUUGUGCGCGACCUGCUGCGCGAGGCGGCGGGAAGCUAUGCCAGCUGA
Messenger RNA from Chlorella variabilis, 1389 nucleotides. RefSeq lists its product as hypothetical. The record is from RefSeq and is a predicted model, not a curated record. The transcript has 7 exons. Bases 1 to 1389 code for a protein of 462 amino acids. NCBI's taxonomy places the organism in Eukaryota, Viridiplantae, Chlorophyta, Trebouxiophyceae, Chlorellales, Chlorellaceae. Gene Ontology annotation, molecular function: oxidoreductase activity; FMN binding.